Pomacea canaliculata is the source of this 1540-nucleotide messenger RNA. RefSeq names its product ubiquitin-conjugating enzyme E2-17 kDa. The transcript is spliced from 6 exons. Lineage: Eukaryota; Metazoa; Mollusca; Gastropoda; Architaenioglossa; Ampullariidae. Gene Ontology annotation, molecular function: ubiquitin conjugating enzyme activity. The record is from RefSeq and is a predicted model, not a curated record. The coding region runs from base 129 to 572 and encodes 147 amino acids. Gene Ontology annotation, biological process: ubiquitin-dependent protein catabolic process; protein polyubiquitination. Gene Ontology annotation, cellular component: nucleus.
CACAUGACUACAGCUUGUGAUUGUACGCAUGCGCUGAGUUAACCAAGACGAGGAAAAAUAAAAAGGGCGAAUCUCCUAGUCAAACGAUUGUUUGAACUUCACUAGCCACCAAAACGAACAGAAGCAAAAUGGCUUUGAAAAGAAUUCACAAGGAGCUUCAAGAUCUUGGGCGAGAUCCUCCACCAACAUGUUCUGCUGGCCCAGUUGGUGAAGAUAUGUUCCAUUGGCAAGCAACAAUAAUGGGCCCGCCUGAUACACCAUACCAAGGUGGUGUAUUCUUUUUGACAAUCCAGUUUCCUUCAGAUUAUCCAUUUAAACCUCCAAAGGUGGCGUUCACAACAAAAAUAUACCACCCCAACAUUAACAGUAAUGGCAGCAUUUGUCUUGACAUACUUCGUUCUCAGUGGUCACCUGCACUGACAAUCUCUAAAGUUCUACUGUCCAUUUCAUCGCUUCUUACAGAUCCCAACCCUGAUGAUCCACUAGUGCCAGAGAUUGCCAGAACAUUUAAGAAUGACCGCGAGAGAUACAAUGAAUUGGGACGAGAAUGGACGAGAAAAUAUGCUAUGUGAUAGCAACAAAAUGACAAACAUUUCCCAAAAGCUAUGGUAUUUAUCAGCUGGAAUGUAAAUUUGGUGGUCUUUAUUUGGCCUGUUCUGAAAUGUGAUGAAAAGCAUCAACACAAAUAGCAUAUAGCAGCAGUUUUCUUUUGCAGCAGCUUCAAGGUGAUUAUAACCUUGCCCUCUGUUUUAGAUGUGAGAUUUGACUGUAAGGGAUUUCCUGUCCCUUGUACACAUCCUCCCCACUCACCACCAAAGGAAAAAGAUCAUGCUAGCAACACGCAUUAUUCAUUGGAUUUAUGUUACGUUUGAUAUAUUCCCAGUAGACUAAACAAGACUAAAAUUUAAAAAAAAAUUCAAAUGGACUGAAAAUGUUAGUCCUUUAGAAUAGUUUUUCUUAAUGUUGUGCCAAACAUUGUAUUGUUCUGUGCGUCCUUGCUGGUUAUGUUUGUACUCUAUUUUAUGAAAGCAUGUUGUUUCAUGUCUCUAAUCUUUGGUGAGAUUUUGUCCAGAUAAGAUGCUUUUUUCCCCUUAUUUAAAGUUAAAUGAAUAACAAGCAUAUUAAUCAUCAUCUUUUUUUAGUAUGGGGGCUAGGAUUAUCAUUUGGUGCUUGAGUGCUUCUUUUAUUAGGGUAGCACCAUUUUCCUUGUUUUUCUUUGGGGUUUUUUUUUCCUAAAGCAACUCUUUCCCUACUAGUAGUUUUAUUCUGUUGUGCCGUGAAGUUUUUGUGUUCAGUUACUUUGAAAAAUGCAGUGUUGUCAUCUUUCCUUAUCAGUCACUGCUUUUUUAAACUGAAGUGAUAACAGUCUUAUAAGCAAAACUUAAAUGUGCUAUUCAGAUUAUACUUGCUUUAUUUGUGUACAAGACAAACUGUGAUAUGAUUCUUGGCUGCAGCAGCUAUUUUACCCCUCAGUGGACUUGGUCUUGUACUGUGUAUUUAAAAACUGUAAUGAAUAAAUAAAGUAUAUGUGUAAUUUUGA